This is a messenger RNA of Rotaria socialis, 1911 nucleotides long. NCBI's taxonomy places the organism in Eukaryota, Metazoa, Rotifera, Eurotatoria, Philodinida, Philodinidae. The record is from the annotation of a GenBank genome assembly.
AUGAUACUUCCUCGUAUACGCGAUAAUCUUCUUAAUCAUAGUCGCAUUGAUCUUCAACAUGAUGGAAUAAGAGAACUUAUCUGUGUGGCUGAUGGCUAUCCAGAACCUGAAGUUAAUUGGAUUCGAGCAUCAGAUUCGAGUCUUCUUGCACGUAAUUCUGCGCGUGUUCUACUUAAAUUUGAUAAUGAAAUGCAUGGUGUGAAUAAAUAUAUUUGUGAAGCAAAAAAUAAGCAUGGUUUAACUAAAAUUUUUAUUACUGUUAUUAUACCAGAUAAUCAAACAAAGCCAUUAUUAAGCUAUAGUGAUAUUCAAAGUCAUAGUGUUUUACUCAAAUGGCGUGUGUCAAAUGGACGUUAUGAUCGUUUCAAUCAUUUUAUCAUAUAUUAUAGACGCUUACAUCAUUCUGAUGAUAGUGAUAAAGAAGAAAUAAAUGAUACUAUCAAGGUAGAAGAUUAUAAACAAGUCCUUAUUGAUCCACGUACAACACGUUAUAGUUUUACAUUUCGAGUAAUGGAUUUGAUUCCAUAUACAAAAUAUGAAUUUCGACUUAAAGGUUUUAUUGGUGCUACACCAUCAGCUUAUUCAAAUUCUAUUAUUAUUAAAACACUUGAAACAAUACCAGAUAAAAUUGAUAAUCUUCAUGGUUAUGUUUGGAAUGAAACUUCGAUAGUUGUUCAUUGGACACCGCCAAAUUCUACUAAUGGACCUAAUUUUUAUUACAUUCUCUAUUAUACAACAAAUACAUCAGUACCAUUCGAUCAAUGGUCACAAAAAAUUGUUCGAACAUAUCCAUUUUAUGUAUUAGAAUUUAUGAUGUCAAAAUUAAAUCUUCUUUUUGUCCGUGUUGCCAGCAUUAAUGCGAAAGGUUCAAUAUUAAGUGAUUUUCACAUAAUUAAUCGUAGCUUAACGAAUCAUCAUUUAAUAUCAACCAUAGAUAAAUUUCAAUGUUCACCAAAUGAUAUAAAUCAGUUAUUUUCUAUUCAAUGGACUAUUGAUUAUGAAUCACGUUUUUAUAUAAAUAAAUAUAUCUUAUAUUAUAUGGAUGUAACAGAAAAUAAUGAUGAUUUAAUACGGCAAUUAAUAAUUCCGAUUAGCUUUUUAUCAAUACAUAAACACGAAUCUUAUGAUCUAUAUAAAUAUGAAUUUAAUAGUUCAUUGUUUAAUUUAAAUUAUAAUUCUUAUCAUAUAUUAAGAUUAAACUUGGCUGUUAUUGAUCAAAAUCAAAAUCAUUUAUCGAUGACGCAACCAGCUAUUUAUUGUACUGUAACAAGAAAACAUGUCCCAAAUAAUGUUCGCGUAUUAGCCACUGAUAAAGAUUUUAUACGUUUAUCAUGGACAAAACCCACACGUUUAUCUUCACCAAUCUAUGGUUAUACAAUAAAAUAUCGCGCAGUAAAUUCAAAUCAACCAUGGAUGGUAAAACAAACAAAUCGAACGGAGAUAUUUUUAAGUGAACUUCGCCCGAUAACAAAAUAUGAAAUUAUUUUACAAGCCUAUUUAAAUUCAUCAUACACAGAUUCAUCCGGCCCAUUAACACGUAUUGAAGUAACAACAGAUGAAACAGUUCCACUUGUUGCACCGAUUAAUGUUAGCGCUUAUAUGAUAAAUCAAACAACGGCUAAUAUAUCAUGGAUAUAUCCACUCGAUAAAAAUAAUCCCGAUGAUAUCUCAUUACUCGGUGGAAUGAUAAAAGGCUUUUAUGUUAUCGUUUUUGCACCAUUAUCAAUGCAACCGCCUAUUGUUCAUCGCAAUUAUGAAGGUACCAUUGGUACACAAUAUUGGGAUAUUGUCGGUAAUUUAACACCUGGUACAACGUAUCAUGCACAAGUAAAAGCCUUUACGAAAAAAGGCGAUGGAAAACCAAGUGUACCAUACAUAUUUACAGUAUCCAAAGAAGAUUUUCGUGAGUGA